This is a messenger RNA of Labrus bergylta (ballan wrasse), 3801 nucleotides long. RefSeq names its product RAB3D, member RAS oncogene family, b (gene rab3db). Gene Ontology annotation, molecular function: myosin V binding; GTP binding; GTPase activity. Gene Ontology annotation, biological process: regulation of exocytosis; protein secretion; protein localization to plasma membrane. Gene Ontology annotation, cellular component: synaptic vesicle; plasma membrane; endosome. NCBI's taxonomy places the organism in Eukaryota, Metazoa, Chordata, Actinopteri, Labriformes, Labridae. The record is from RefSeq and is a predicted model, not a curated record.
UUUCCUCGAGCUGUGUUGGCUGGCACAGCCCCAUCAAAGCUUUCAGAGGCUGCCGCAUUAACUCUGUCAGAGAGGGAGCUCCAACUACAGUGUCAGCUUGAACAUACAAUCGAGAUCCGGGAGCCGCUCAAGUCGCAGAACGAAGGACAGGAGAAAAGUAGGCUGACGGAGAAGGAAAGCGUGUGUGCUUGCCGGGCGCUGUUGCAAGAACAAAACGGGAUGUUUUAGUUGUUUGCUCUACUUUUGGGGGUUACAACACUUGACACAUCAUCACCGCUGGGACGGAGGACAGCUGCCUAUAUCAUCACUGACCAAGAGUUGAAGAGAACCGAGGUGGACGUUUGCUUUUCCUCCUCAAGAAGAUGGCAUCAAAUGACUCCCGGCUCCAACAGCAACCCUCCCAGAAGGACGCCGCCGAUCAGAACUUUGACUAUAUGUUCAAGCUGCUGAUUAUUGGAAACAGCAGUGUUGGCAAAACCUCCUUCCUGUUCCGAUAUGCAGACGACUCCUUUACCUCUGCCUUUGUCAGCACCGUGGGCAUCGACUUCAAGGUCAAGACUGUGUUCCGCAAUGACAAGAGGAUCAAGUUGCAGAUCUGGGAUACAGCAGGGCAGGAGCGCUACCGUACCAUCACUACAGCAUACUACAGAGGUGCUAUGGGCUUCCUGCUCAUAUAUGACAUUACCAACCAGGACUCUUUCAAUGCAGUUCAGGACUGGGCAACACAGAUUAAGACAUAUUCAUGGGACAACGCUCAGGUGAUCCUGGUUGGUAACAAGUGUGACCUGGAGGAUGACAGGCUCAUUCAAACAGAGGAUGGCCAGAGACUAUCAGAGGAGCUAGGUUUCCAGUUCUUUGAAGCCAGCGCUAAGGACAACAUCUGUGUGAAGCAGGUGUUUGAGCGUCUGGUGGACAUCAUCUGUGAGAAGAUGAAUGAAAGCAUGGAGGGAGAUGUAAACCUCAUGUCCAACCACGGGAACCAGAGCCUCAAAGACUUGCCUUCAGAGAGCCAGGGGGGCUGUUCCUGCUAAGACCACCUUCCUUCUUACCUUUGUCAAGCCUCCAACACACACACACACACACACACACACACACACACACUCAACACAUGCACUGAUAAUCAUAAAGACAAACACCUUAUCUGUGCCUAAACCACAGAGAGUGCCUCUUCCUUUGUCUUCACUCUGGACACAAUCAGCUCUGUUUUGUCCCCUCAGUGCAGCACAAACCAAAGGACAGCUAGCUGAGAUCAUCUUCAUCAGUGGUGCCAGGCCCCCUCUCCUCCUAAGACCCCCUGUUCUAUUUUUCACUUAAAAGAGGCCCACUCUGUUUCUGUGGUCUCGACCCAUCAGCUCUGUGAUAAGCUGAUAGCACACUAAAGCCUGCCUUUUGCUCUGUCCACCUCUGAUGUCAACUGCCUGACCACCGCUGCCCUAUUCUCAUUCAAAUGGACUGAAGAUGAAAUAUUUGUUCAGCUUAAAAGCAUUAAAGUUUUUUUUUUCUUUUCGUUUAGUGAGUAAUCCCAAGAAUACGUAUUCAACACUUUCACAGCGAUAGUUGUGUUUUCACCUGAGACUAAUUAGAAAGAAGUUUUGGUGGCUUGUGAACAUAUUAUUUAUUAGAGGACUUAGAGAGAGGUUUGCUUGUCUGGUCAUUUAGGACACUUCAUGUUCAUGUCAAAUAGAAAGAGGGAGAGAAAAACGAGUUUUAUACUGCGUUGAAAUUAUGAAUUUGUCAGACAUGAGCACAUCAUGCUUUGCAAGGCUUACAGGAACAAAUCAACACUUUGGGAAAUAACCGUAUUCACUAUCUUGUUAAGAUUAGAACAUGUGCAACUGUGAAGCACACCAGAUUUCCCAAGUUUCACUUUCAGAUAACGACAACAUAACAAGGUAAGAGCCACCUCACAUUUUAAAAAUGAAUCAUAGUAAUCAUAAUUAUAGAUUAAAAUAAUUUUAGUUUAGUCAAUCUGCUUUAAUCAGCAAGAUGAGAGUUUGAAUCCAACUGCAAUAUGCUAAUGUUAAUGUACUGUAACAGGUUCAUGCUCUAAGAUAUCCCAGGUUGUCAAUGGUACAAGUCAAUUUUCUUCCUAAAACAAUUCAGUAAUUAAUGUCAUUUUAAUAUAAACUGUUAGUAAAACUAAUUGGCUUUUUCUGUUUGUUUUAAGUCAAGGACUUGGGCCACUUUGAAAGAUGUGUUCUUUGUUGCAAGAAUCUGAGGUUUAUAAAGGAAAUGAGAAGAGUGAGCUAAUCUAGAAUCUAGAAAUGUUUCAAGGCCAAUUUGGAGCCCUUUUCUCUGUAUGCCUACGACUAAGGCAGCAGACUGAUGCUUAAGGUAAACAAUUAGCUUUGUCGUUUUUUUCUUUUUGAGUGUGACUGUACGAGGAAGUUGUGUAAGACUGGUAACAUUGAUAGUCACAUGACCAGCCUCCUGCUACGUUCUCACUCCCCCCUCUAUGCCAGUCUUUUUAUUUCAUGCAUCCUUUAAACAAUGACAUUUACAACACACACACACACACACACACACACACACACACACACACACACACACAAACAACACCCACAGAGACUGCUCCUGCAACUGCAACAUGGCAAAACACUUUGCAUGGCAAACGUACUAUUCUUAAUAUAACAGAGUACUUACGUAUUGGUAUUAUAGCUCUAUAAUCUAUUUCUGACAUAACUAGUGAAUGUGUGUGUGCGUGUGUACUCAGAAAGGGAGGAACACUGAUCUCUUAGAAAAAUAAAUUCGGGCCUCAACUGUGCUUUUUUAACUGUCAGGAAAAACAAUGAACUGUUGCAGAAUGUAAGUCUAAAGGGCCUGUGUCGCAUUACUGUAAAAUCUCAUUUUAUAUUCACUCCACAUUAUGUUCUUUUUUUCCGUCAGUUGUAUUACACUACAUAUUGAAUAGCUUUUUUUGUCCAUUUGUUUUUCCAUGUGCAGUACUGAACAGUAAACCUCCACCUAUACUACUUUUUAUGUUUUUAAUUUCUAUUUGUUGCUACAGUGCCAUUUACCAUCCCUGUACAUUUGCUGGCCUCUGACCGUCUGUAUCAACCAAAGCUUUGGCACUUUGACAGCAGUCAGGCUGUGCCGUUACAAAAGCUACUGUUGCUCUGUACAGGUCAGCAGGUUUAGGUCACAACUUUUGGUCAGUUGACUCCCCGCUGUUGUAGAAACAUGUGGUCCCAUAUAUCUCUAUCAAUGUUUGCUGCUGAGAAAUGAUACUGUUUUAAAGAUAUCAGAAAGCCCUCCUUAUCUCAUCUAAACCACAUUGAACUAUAAUGGAGGAGUUAAAUAAAGGGAGGCAGUACACAUGUAUUACACCAUUGAGUAUGUCUUUAAUGCACUAGGAAAGACUGCAUUUUUUGAAUUGCAGUGGCAUCACAAUGAUAUGAUGUCUGUGAUAGUUUCACUGAAUGAGCUUACAUUGGCAGCUGCUGCUUGAACAUAUAUUGAGUGUGCUGAAAUUUCCACUGAUUCUGAAUUUUGAACCAACCAUUUUGGCUUCUGACAUAUUACUUCUGUUGCCCCUGAUGCUGAUGUACCAGUAAGCCUGUAGCAUGUAGAGCUGUGUGUCUGGGGUGUGUCUGUUAUUUCCCAUAUGUGUGGUCUAUUUGUUUAAUGUGUUCAAUUUCUGAAUGGUUGCUUCUAAAAAGCGGGGAAAUAGGAUUUUUUUAUCCAGAUCCCCUUUUUAGUUUCUGACUGUACAAAGAGAAGACUUGGAAGAAAAUAAAUGCAUCAUAUAAACCCAAAUAUGUUGAAAUGUGUUUAUGAAAAUAAAGGAUAUAUUCAAUACAA